This is a messenger RNA of Saccostrea cuccullata (small rock oyster), 1002 nucleotides long. RefSeq lists its product as uncharacterized. The record is from RefSeq and is a predicted model, not a curated record. Lineage: Eukaryota; Metazoa; Mollusca; Bivalvia; Ostreida; Ostreidae. Bases 47 to 415 code for a protein of 122 amino acids. The transcript is spliced from 4 exons.
UGCGUAACUCGUGUUAUUUUGUAAAUAUGUCUUCCUUCUUCACAAAAUGAACUACAACUCUGACGUAGCUACCGUCCUAUACAUAAUAACGCUGGUUCCGUUUGUGUUGCUGGUCACGUGUAUCAUGCUUGCGUGUUGCUGGGACAGGUUUGGAUGUAAAAAGAAGGCAGACAGUGGGCAGAGACCGACAAUCAAUGACAGACUUUAUUUUGUAAGUAAUGAAGUGAAUGGAUUAUCUAUAUGUGAUCCGCCACAGUCCCCUGCAACUGGCUACAACUCCUGUUACGAAGAUUCACCUCCACCUUAUAACGAGGUCCAAGCUUUAAGUGAGGAAGACAUACCGCACACAGCGUUCAUUAACCCUUUAACUAACCAAGAGUGGGUGUCAGCGAGUUCUAGCGUACACUGGGUAUGAUUCUACACCAAAACUGUCAACACAGAUUAUAACGAUACUAUAUUUACAGAUACUUGGCAAAAAGGGAUUGAUACGCUGAUUGAAAGAAAAAUGAUGGUCGAGAGUCCCAGCUCGCAUUCUUCUUCUUCUUCUUUCUGCUCAUUGUUGGGUUGUUUACUUUAACUAUUCACAUACUCUAUAUCAGAUAAAUAUAUAUGAGAUUGUGAAACUACUGACAGCUAUUGUAGGUGAUCACAUGAUUGUGUUCUCUAGAUAUAGCCGAAAAGUCUAAGUGAUACGACACUUCUGUAAAAAAUAUGUAAUCAAACCUAAGACAUCAAGAGGCCAAAACUUAACUAAACAACGUGGAAUGGGAAGUGAAAAUCAAAACAUUUUUCCCGUUUGGAUGACAUUGUACUUAUGCUGUUGUACCAAUGGAGUUAUAGAUGUAUAGAUAUUUUAUACAACAAAAAAUCAUUAAUUUGAUUAUAUUCUGAAUCUUGUUCAUGAUAUUCAUGUUGUUUCAGGAUGUUGAAAAACUGUGAUAUUUAUAUAUAUAUAUUAAUGUACUAGUAAAUAUUUAAUUUAAAAUACAUUAUAUUCUUGAA